Molecule: messenger RNA, 3258 nt
Organism: Arachis duranensis
Lineage: Eukaryota; Viridiplantae; Streptophyta; Magnoliopsida; Fabales; Fabaceae
Product: O-fucosyltransferase 30
Exons: 4
Coding region: 988-2457 (489 amino acids)
Source: RefSeq, a predicted model, not a curated record
CACCCCCCUUCCCCCAGCAGUUCAACACACCCUCCUCGCACGUUUUCUCUUAGAGUUAGAGCUUUUUGGUUUUGCCCCUCAAACAAACCCUAGCCAUCUAACAUCCACCACCGGCCCAGGGAGUGAGGCACUACCGCCGUUCGUCGCGCUGUCGUCGUGCUCCAGGUCUCCAACCCCUGUUCAUUCUCACAGUCUCACCAAUUGCAGCUUCUUCGUUGAGAUCGACAUUCGCGUCUGGUUUUCGUCUUCUCAGCCGCGCUUCUGCCGUCGUCAGUCAUCGUGUCCGUCGCCUGAUCGCCAUUGUCCGUCGCACUCAACAGAUCUUCCUCACACUCUGCCCAAACUGCUCAGAUCGAAGGUAAUGGCUUCUCUGCUCACUCCUCCACGCCGCACGCCUCCUCCACGUCACCGGAGCCCUUGGUCCUGAGAGUCUCGUGUUCGAUUGUCACGGCGGAGGGCCAUAUACCAACGUCGCCGAUGGCCGGAUUCUAAAGUGGGAAGGAGAUGAAGUUGGUUGGACUUAGUUUGCUGUCACCUCUUCCAAUAGUUAAAUCACAGUUGGACCGGUUGAACCAAUAAAUUAAUAAACCAAUGACUAGAGCGGUUUAAUAACCGGUCCGGUUCUCGGAACCUUGUGAAAAAGUAACAAGAAGCUUGAGAGCACCACCAUGAAGAUGGACUACAUCGGCGGAACAAGUUCUCUGAUUCGGAGAGUGUGCCACUUCUGAAUCUCACUCAUUCUCUUCUCAGAAACAGAUAAAGUUUGCUGCUUGAUCAUGUGACUGAUCAUAUGAUUUUGGGGGGUUUUUGAACUCAAGUUAUGUGCUUCAGAUUUUUUAACAAUUGAUUCACAUUACUUGCAUUUGAUAAAAAGGUAGCAUUUGCAUACACGAGUUGAGUUCAGAUAACAACGUAGGUUGAUAGAUUCAGACAAUUCAAUUUUCUUUAUUAUUAUUGUUAUUAUUGAAUCCUAGUAUAUUAACCAGAAUGUUGCCUAAGAGGAAACCACAGAACAGAGUUCCCCUUGUUCCUGUGUCGGUUGUUAUCAUCGUUGUGUCAUUCAUGUUUCUCUACUACUACUAUAUGAUGCCUAGUUCAUCCCUCAAUGGAUUGUCCAAAAAUAUGGCAUUACAUUCCGGGCAAUGCUCUAGCCAAGCAUUGGCAUUAGGGGAGAAAUUUGUUUGGUAUGCGCCGCACAGCGGGUUCAGCAACCAGCUUUCGGAAUUCAAGAAUGCGAUUCUAAUGGCAGGGAUACUGAAUAGAACCUUGAUUGUUCCUCCUAUUUUAGAUCAUCAUGCUGUUGCUCUAGGCAGCUGUCCGAAGUUUCGGGUUUUUGAUCCGAAUGAGAUUCGGAUUUCUGUUUGGAACCAUGUGAUUGAGCUCAUGCGCGAGAGAAGGUAUAUCUCUAUUGCCGAAAUUAUAGAUGUCUCAUCAUUAGUUUCUAAGUCUCUUGUCCGAGUGAUAGACCUUAGGGAUUUUGUGUCAAUAUGGUGUGGCAUCAGCUUGGAUUCGGCUUGCUUAAAUGAUUCAACAUUACAAUCCUCUGUUUCUGAAACCCUGAAGCAAUGUGGAUCCCUUAUAGCCGGGCUUCGUGGGAGUGAUAACAAGUGUGUACAUGCUAUCCGUAACGACUGCAGAACUACAGUAUGGAUUUAUGACCAAGGUGGUGGUGAGGAUGGCACAUUAGAUCCAUUCCAACCAGAUGAGCAACUGAAGAAGAAAAAGAACUUAUCAUACGUUCGGAAAAGGAGAGAUGUAUUUAAGUCUCUUGGACCUGGUUCUAAGGUUGAAUCAGCCUCACUACUGGCAUUUGGAAGCCUUUUUUCAUCCCCAUACAAAGGAUCCGAGCUAUACAUGGAUAUUCGUGAAUCCCCUCAGGAUCAAAGGCUACAAUCUUUGAUGAGAGAAAUCAAGUAUCUUCCAUUCGUCCCUGAAAUUAUGAGUGCUGGAAAGGAGUUUGCUCGCAGAACAAUAAAAGCUCCAUUUCUUUGUGCACAGCUUAGAUUGUUGGACGGGCAGUUUAAGAAUCAUCACAAGGCUACAUUUCAAGGGUUAAGACAAAGCUUAGAAUCUUUAAGGCAGAAAGGCUCCGAACAAAUCCAUAUAUUUAUAAUGACUGAUCUGCCAAGAGAUCAUUGGACCGGAACCUACUUAGGUGAUUUAGUUAAUGAUGCACAUAACUAUAAAGUGUAUUUCCUAAGAGACACUGAUGAAGUGGUCAGACAAGCAGCCGUAAAACUCAUGGCGGCAGGUCAUGGGCAGAGGUUCAUUACGAACUCCAAAACUGUGGCCGGUAAAAAGUAUUGUUCCAAUCCAUCAUUACCUGAUGUACUUCUUUAUGUUGAGCAGGCUGUCUGUGGCUGUGCAUCUCUUGGUUUUGUUGGAACUUCUGGAUCGACCAUUGCUGAAAAUAUCGAACUAAUGAGAAAAUAUGGCUCGGGUUAUUGUCGGAGUUAACACCUACAUGGAAGAUCACCUUCAAUCUUUGAGUCCUAUUGGAUUGAUUGGAAUUGUAAUUAUGCUGUGCCUGGAGAUGAUUUCAUAACUGGUAUUUCGUUAUCGGUUGUCUCCAAACCAUAGUCGUGUCAAGAAACACGAUACACUUCGGUUGAGGCCGUUUUUCAUACUUUGGAUAUGAAUCUCAACUAACAAUGCUGGUAUCUAAAAUGUAGUUGCAGCAAGUGUUUCACAUUUUACUUGGCUGGUACCCCUUUUGGAUGGGGAUGGUGUCCAUAGAAAAAGGUAACUUUUCUUUUCAAGCACUUAGAAUUCAGAAGCUUUUUAUUGUUUUGGCGUCUAAAACAAACACCACCAUCAGAUGUUUUGUUAAUUCUUUCUGUAUGCUGAUGAAUGAACAUGUUUAUUAAAGUUUGAAGUGGUAGUCCCUUCUAGCAUUAGGACUUAUUGUUUGUAAUUUAGAGGCGUAAAUGCUUAAUACUGUGGAUUGAGGUUUGAAUUAUGUGAGGCAAGUUACUACUACUCAUCAGUCAUAUCUCACUUAACCGGUUCAACUAGUAAUUUAUUGGUUCAACUGGCGCGUAUCAGCGAGUUGAUCCUUGGUUCGAGUUUAAUAUCUAUGUCAAGGGUUACAAGUCAAAACAUUUCUCAAAGUUGGAUGAGGACGACGAAUCAGGUUGUCCAAGUUUGUAAUUUUAAGGCGUAGGAUGCCAAUAAUUGUAAUUACGAAUUAGGCAAUUCUCCGACAUCCUUUGAGAAUUAAAGGGUAAAUUAUAUUUUUAUACAUUAUUGCAUAAUAAA